CUAGAUUUUUAUAUUUUGUCAUUAUUAAAAGUUGAUCUACGUAUUUUGUCUAUUACUUUAACAACAAUGACUAAUUUUAUGCAACUUAUUUUAGAAAGUAACUUACACCAACAUGUUAAUCAACCAACGAGAUUUCGAAUAAAUAGUGAACCAUCUACCUUAGAUCUCAUCAUCACCAACGAUGAACAACUUAUUUCAGAACUUAACUAUCUCCCUCCGAUUGGUAUAUCGGAUCACAUAGUUAUAUCAGCAUCUGUACAAAUAACCUUUAAGAACUCAAAAACAAAUAGCUUCAACACUUAUUAAAUGACCAAUUAUGACUUUUCUAAACUCUCCGUAAUAAACUGGCUGCCGCUUCUAAAUCCUAUAAAAGAUGUUAAUGGUAUGUGGAAUACAUUUCACACAAUAAUAUUUAGUACGAUUGAUAGAUACACACUUAAAAAAUGUUUUCGCUAAAAUACUCUCAAGCCCUGGAUCAACGCUGAUAUAAUGUCCUUAAUUCAUCACAAAAACGUUUGUGGAUAAAAUAUAGAAAAUCAAAUGUCCUAACUGACUAUCAAGUACACAGUUUUGAGGUUGUUGAAGUGGACCACUCAUUUUUCGAAACUGGAAUGAUCAUCUAGAAAAAAUAUACAUCAAGAAAUCACCGUUUUCGUCACGUCCCUUAAAGGAGUUGGAAAUAAUGCCAGGUCCAGUAUUCAAAUUUUUUCUACAUACAAUGGCCUUUGGGAACGUGCAAAAAUUCAGUAAAUCAAAAAACCACCUGCGAAGAGGUCUACAAGACAACGAGUUCAUUCUCCCUGGUCAGGCAUAUGGUGGUAACAGUCAUAAUAAUCUUCAAUAUUUUAUGUUAUAAAAUUUUUGAGUAUAAUGAGCCCCUUUUUGCCUAGUACGUGUUUACAUCAACUACUAAAAAUCUUGAUUAUUCAAAAAGAAUCUAUUCAAACCAAAUCUAAAUAGAAGGAGGUGCUCAUUUAUAGGUUGCGAGUAUCUUAAAGCCUGUAAUCACGUUUAAAGUCUGAUUUCCUAAAUAACUCGGAAAGCCAAAAUUGUUAAUGAGCCCCUUUUUCCCCAGUACCUACUCUUCAUUUCUAUUUAUUUUUUCAUUUAUUUUAGAAAUUUUCUUACUUUUUGUCUUUCAUUUAAUGCCCAAAAUUUACAGUUUAUUGCUAAUAUAGAUCUGGACAGCGAUUAAUAAUAAUGUACUUAAUUAAAAACAAUAUUAAUCAGAAAUUAGACCUAUUGCGAAAAGUAUGUUAUGACGUAAAAAACCAUACUAUUUAAGAAAUAUCCUAUUUGACUCUUUUUUUAUUAUACAUUUUCUGUACUUUAAAUAUGUUGAUAAAUAUAUUUGAACCUGGAUUAUGUUUUAAUCCCGAAGCCACCCACCGUAUCAAUAAGGAAAUGAAUAAUUCAAAAUGUUCUCAUGAAAUUUAUGUCUUUUCAAGUUUUCCUGUACAUUUAUAUUAAAUCAGGGAUGCGCACUUUGCGACGGCGUCGGCGCCGCCGUCUAUUGUAGACGUCGGACGCUGGACGCUCAGACAAAAUUAGUCAUCCGCCGGCCUUUAUGAAGCAAACAUAUUUCUGAUCUAAACUGAACCGAUUUAACUAUAUCCUAAAGUAGAAAAGGAAAAACUGAGAAGCAGAAAUCCAAAUUUAUAAAAAUGUCUAAAUCACAAGUUGCUAUUCCAGAAAAUAAGACAGUCGCUAUAGGAGCAGGCAAUAGGGAGGAAGAAACUGAAGAAACCGAAGAAACAACUCUAUCGGAGAUGCAAAAAGAUCUUGGCCAUACCCAGAUAUCAGAGAAGAAGGCAACUUUCGACAGUACCAUAAACAAAUCAGUCGUAGAAGACAACAGAAGUCAACAAGUUCAUUCGACGAAAAACGUGAUGCAAUCGGAAAAUGUCCAAGUAUCAGAAAACAAAAAGUCGACUUCCAACGAAUCGUCUAAUCCAAAUUCAACAGAAGCAUCUCAAGCUCCCCUUUCUAAUUUAGGAUACAAAUCUUUGGAAUCAAUCAGAUCUUUCGAACCACUCAAACCAUUUGCUCCAUUACAAUUCGAAGUACCCGCAUCAUUCGAUCUUGUCAAAAAUGCCAACUCGUUUUUGCAAGGUGAUCCACAAAUAUCCAGUACAGAUGAUACAAGAAAUAUAUCGCCAACGAGUAAUAACACAGAGAAAAAGUUGAUUAUACCGGAAGUGAAGAUUGAUUCUCCUACGGAACAAAUUGUAGAAGAUCAAUGUGAAAUACCGGAAUAUAGAAUAAUACCAGAACCUGAACCAGAACCAGUACCAGAAUCAGUACAAGAACCAGUACAAGAACCAGCAGUUUUUACUAUGUCUAAAAAUUCCAUAAUUUUUGAAGAAUUGGGAUACACGCCAGUUCAGCCGUUAGCACCGUUGGAUUUAAAUUCCCUAUUUUCUUCUGUAUAUACAGAUCAGAACGGUAAUACAAAAUAUAAUUCAGAAAUUAAAGAUGGUAAUAUUAGGAAUUCACUUAAGGAGAUUAUUUCGGAUUUGGACAAUUAUGUAGAAAGAAAUGAGGCAUUAGGAAAGGGUUUGGAAGAAACUAAUUCGUAUGGAAGAAAUUCUCAGGUGAGUACCUACAAUUUUAAACUAUUUAUAAAGGACUUUAAUAAUAUAGAGGGGUGUCUAAAAUAUACUGACAAACUUUUAAGGGCGAUUCAUAAUAAAAAUGAUUUUGGAAAAUAUCUUCGUUGA
Messenger RNA from Psylliodes chrysocephalus, 2720 nucleotides. Lineage: Eukaryota; Metazoa; Arthropoda; Insecta; Coleoptera; Chrysomelidae. The record is from the annotation of a GenBank genome assembly.